Penicillium daleae is the source of this 2115-nucleotide messenger RNA. Its product is annotated as WD40 repeat domain-containing protein. The coding region runs from base 1 to 2115 and encodes 704 amino acids. Lineage: Eukaryota; Fungi; Ascomycota; Eurotiomycetes; Eurotiales; Aspergillaceae. Gene Ontology annotation, biological process: proteasome-mediated ubiquitin-dependent protein catabolic process. The record is from RefSeq and is a predicted model, not a curated record. The transcript has 5 exons. Gene Ontology annotation, cellular component: Cul4-RING E3 ubiquitin ligase complex. Gene Ontology annotation, molecular function: protein binding.
AUGGCCUCCCCAGGAUUACCUUCCCAAGAGACAAGGGAACCCGCAGAGGACCAGUCUGUCUGGCAUCCAGCGCAGGAGUGGCCCGACGAGGCCGAUACUACGACUGAGCCUGAUUACCAACCUAGCCUCUCAAGGUCCGAAGACGACGAAUGGGAGGACGAGAUGGAUGACGACGACGAGGACAUGGCUCUUGGUGGCUCUGAGGGUCAUCAAAGUGAUGGCAGUGAAACACCUACCCAAGACACGAAUCCGCAUCUCGACCUCGGCAGCAUCCAAAUCGAAUUCGCAGACGAUGGCGACGAGGAUAUCGAUGUGGACGGAGAUGAUACCAUCGUGAUUGGUGAAAGCAAUCAUCCCAGACUCGCCACAUCUCGGCUCUUCCAGUUACUAGCAACCACUGGUCUUCGAGAGAUUCUCCGUGCCAAUGGUUGGCCACCGGGCCCAGAGCCAGACGAAGACGAACUCGAUGACUAUGACGAUGAGAUCCUUUUCAACAUGAGAACUAGAAGGGGAGGAAGAUGCCGCCGACCGAACUUUGUGUGGCCCAAGGUCCCUAGCGAAGCGGGCACCAAGUUGAUGGCUUCUGGUCACUUUGGAACCAACCCGUAUUACGUCGAUCGAAUCAAGAAGCGCAAGCAGGCCUUUGCAACUAAUCUCAUGUGGCGGGAGCUCGGAGUCGACUCUCACGGAGUGCGGAUGAGAGCUGAUCAAUCCAUUUUCCAGAGCAUGAUUCCAGGAUCUCAAGCAGACAAGAUCAUCCACUACGAUUCCAGAAGUUAUUCCGGUCAAUUCUCCGAUGACGGGAACUUCUUCUUCUGCUGCGAACAGGACUUCAAGGUUCGGAUGUAUGAUACAUCGAACCCGUACGAGUGGAAGUACUACAAGACGGUUGAGUAUCCGUAUGGUCAGUGGACUAUUACAGAUGCUUCGCUUAGCCCAGACAACCGAUUCCUUGUCUACAGUUCGAUCCGGAGCGCGGCUUACCUAGCGCCGACUGACCCGGAAGAUGACUCGGACCCGAAUGAGCUGGACUUCUCUCUUCUGCCGGGUCAGGCGCACCGACACAGUUGGGAUUCAUCUCGGUCACGGUUUGGCAUCUGGUCACUUCGAUUUUCUGGAGAUGGGCGAGAGGUUGUCGCUGGUACAUCAGAGGACUCCGUCAUAGUCCUUGAUCUCGAGACACGAACACCGGUUCUUAGUCUACGAGAUCGUCACCAGCACCAUGUGAAUGCAGUCUGUUUCGGAGAUACAUCAUCACCGCACAUUCUGUACUCUGGAUCUGAUGACACCACUCUGCGUGUCUGGGACCGACGUUCAAUGGCUGACGGACGUGAAGCGGGUGUGUUCAUGGGCCAUACCGAGGGAUUGACAUACAUUGACAGCAAGGGUGAUGGUCGCUAUGUCCUGUCCAACAGCAAGGAUCAAACGAUGAAGCUUUGGGAUUUGCGGAAGAUGAUGUCAGCUUCCAAAGCUGACGAAAUUGAUACCAGCGCCUACUCUACCGAGUUUGACUAUCGUUUCGAAGAUUAUCCCGAAACUCAUCGCGAGCCCCAUCCCUGUGACCACUCUAUUGUCACAUUCCGUGGCCACAGCGUUCUUAAGACUCUCAUCCGUUGCCAUUUCUCCCCACCAGGCAGCACAAACUCACGCUAUGUCUACACUGGUAGCGAGGAUGGUCAGGUCUAUGUUUACAAUAUGGAUGCCACGUUGGCUGGUACAAUUGAUGUCAAAUCGGCGACGAUGAAUUCCCGCCCCCGUGGGCCAGAUACCCUGUCCAACGUGUGGGAGAUGGGUGGAGACAUGAUGUGGAGGACCUGCGUUCGCGAUGCAAGCUGGCAUCCCAAUGUUCCAAUGGUAGCAGCAACCUCCUGGAAUGGCUGGGGUCUGUCUAGUGGCACCUGCACUGUUCAUUCAUGGAACGAUGGCGCCGAUAAUGAUGAGGGUGAUCCGCCAAUUGGUCGAAGCUAUGAUCACAAAUUGAGACCGCUGCCCGAAUUCAACCACUACCACGACAAUCCUCCACCCAGCCGCACGCAUAGACGGACACGACGCCCACUUCGCAGCCAGCCUGUCCCUCGGAUGGACGGAAAUGACGAGGACGAGAGCGGAUGGUGA